AUGAAAGAGGAUCCCACCAAUCCCUCCUUGGUGUUGCCUGGGAACUAUUUCUGCCCUCCUUCCGAGGAGCCAGAGGAGGCAGAAAGGAGGGGGAACGAGCCCAUAUUUGGGACACUGGACGUUAUGGGGUUAAUGCCUGUGGGGUCAUCGCAGCAGCGGAGGUCAGGUGACCCUGAGAAUGUGUACACUGAGCCUGGCGCUGCCAGUCCCUCCAUCAACCCCUUACCUAAACCCCAGCGCACCUUCCAGCACCACACCCCUCCCAGCACCCCAGCCUCAGGACUAAGCCUGGGCAAGGGGAGACGUGACCUUCCCCCUCUGCCCUCCAUCCCCCCGCCUCCCCUACCCACCUGCCCCCCGCCAGAAGUCUGCAGGAGACCCCGGGCAGACCGAACCCGAGACAGCAUUAACAGGAAGUCCUAUGAGUUUGAGGAUCUGCUGCAGUCGUCAGAGAGCAGCAGGGUGGACUGGUAUGCUCAGUCCCGACUGGGCCUCACACGCACUUUAUCAGAGGAAAAUGUCUACGAGGAUAUCCUAGACCCUCCGUCAAAGGAGAACCCUUACGAAGAUAUAGAGCUGAAGAGAAGUUGCCCUGGAAACAAGCGCUCUUUACCCAUCUCCUCUCCCUCAUCCCUUGUCCCCGACACACCGGCCAAGCUCUCCUCAAAGCCAGGUUUCUUCAGGCAGAACUCAGAACGCCGCAGCUUCAAGCUCCUGGACCUGCGUAAGACCAACCGGGACACCGGCAUCUCCUCGCCCUCCCGCAUCAGCCCCCCCUCCACCCCCAGCAGCCCUGACGACACUCCCAGUCUCUCAGGAGACCCCUACAACCGCAGGCGCAGAAAGAUCCCCAAGAUGGUGCUGAAGAUCAACGGCAUCUUCGAGUUGAGGAGAGGGAAGAAACGCAUGAAGAGGGUGUCUCAGUCUACGGAGUCCAGCUCAGGGAGAGUGACCGAUGACAACAGUGAGUCCGAGAGUGACACAGAGGAAAAAUUGAAAGCUCACAGCCAGCGUCUGUCGUCGGUGCAGUCCAUGUUGAGGCAGACGGGGCGGUUCCGGACCCUGGAAAGGGGCCUGAUGGACCUACAAGAGAGGAAGCUGUUUGAGUACUUUAUAGUGGUGGCACUUCAGAAUACCAAGGCUGGAGCUCCUUAUCUACCAGAGGUCACUCAGCAGUUCCCCCUCAAGCUGGAGAGGAGCUUCAAGUUCAUGCGGGAAACAGAAGACCAACUGAAGGUCAUUCCUCAGUUCUGUUUUCCUGACGCUAAGGACUGGGCCCCCGUUGACAACUUCCCCAGUGAAACGUUCUCCUUCGUCCUGACUGGUGAGGACGGGAGCAGACGGUUUGGAUACUGUCGUCGUUUACUGCCCAGUGGUAAAAGCCGGAGGCUGCCAGAAGUCUACUGCAUCGUCAGCCGGCUGGGCUGUUUCGACCUCUUCUCUAAGAUCCUGGAUGAGGUAGAAAAGAGGAGGGCCAUCUCUCCAGCCCUGGUGCAGCCCUUCAUGAGGGGCAUCAUGGAGGCUCCAUUCCCCGCCCUGGGGAGAACCAUCACUGUGAAGAACUUCCUACCUGGCUCAGGCACUGAGGUGAUAGAGCUGUGUCGUCCGUCUGACUCUCGUCUGGAGCAUGUGGACUUUGAAUGUCUGUUCUCCUCUCUGUCGCUGCGUCUGCUCCUCAGAGUCUUCGCCUCUCUGCUGCUGGAGCGUAGGGUCAUCUUCACCGCUGACAAACUCAGUACUCUGUCUCAGUGCUGCCAUGCGAUGGUGGCUCUACUCUACCCGUUCACCUGGCAGCACACCUACAUCCCUGUGCUGCCCCCUUCCAUGCUGGACAUAGUAUGUACCCCCACCCCCUUCAUCGUGGGUCUGCUAUCCAGCUCCCUGCCCAGCCUCAAAGAGCUGCCCAUCGAGGAGGUCCUGGUGGUUGAUCUCGGCAACAGCCGCUUCCUCAGACAGCUGGAUGACGAGGACUCCAUUCUGCCUCACAAGUUGCAGGCUGCUCUGGAACACGUUCUGGACAAGAGGAAGGAACUGGCCAGUGAGAUGCCCACCGACUCGAGCUCCCUCAGCAUGGUGGUGUCGGAGACCUUUGUACGUUUCUUCGUGGAGAUGGUGGGCCACUACCCUCUCUUCAUGAGCGGGGGGGAUCGAGAGGACGAGUCUGGAGCCCCCUCCUCGCCCACCCCGUCCUGCUUCCAGCGCGAGGCCUUUCGCAAGGCCGUCACUUCCAAGAGUCUGAAGAGGUUCCUGGAGGUCUUCAUGGAGACCCAGAUGUUCGCUGGGUUUGUGGCAGAGAGGGAGCAGCGCAGGCAGGGUCUAAGAGGUUUGUUUGAGGUGAGGUCACAAGAUUACCUGGACUCUCUACCAGGGAGCGAACAUCGUGGGGUCAACAAGUUCCUCAAGGGUCUAGGAAAUAAGAUGAAAUUCCUGUCCAAGAAAUGAUGCCUCGGGAGGGGACUCCAUGAGAGGGAGCAUGUUCAAAAGAGGCAGAGAACAAAACACUUUGUCUAAGGACCCAAAGUCCCUGUGGAUAGCAUGAAGAAGGGGAUUGUGUGUCCACAAGCUUAAGGAGACAUUCUGGGCAAGGACCGAACACUCUUGGCAAUAUUUGGACUAAACAUGAAGGACUUUGGAGGGUGUUGGGGUUUAGCAAUCGGACCAAAAACAUUCAUAUUGUCGCAGCCCCAAAGACACAGACCCAUCAAGGAACGUCAUUCUCCUUUGAGGUCUUAUCAUUCCAGAGUGUGUCUCUGUUGCACCUGAGAGCUUACUUUUGUAAACCUGUCGGCCUUUAUAGUGUACAUUGAUGUACUGUAUAGCACAGUCCAUUUCCAUUCCUAGAGUUGGGAUAGAAUGACUCCACCCACAAACCUGAAAGACUCCACUGUUGCUGGGUGGGCCAAAAGACCAUUCCAUUUUGUACAGUACCGUUUAAACAUUCCACAUAUUUCUAUUGACUACAACUUCUAUGUUAACAGGAGGCUUAAGUUAAUUUAUACUGUGUACUUUUUAGAAUAACUUUUGCUUCCAUUUUCCCUCCUUCAAAUGAAAGCAAAAGAAUAUCCUGUAGUUUUGUGAUGGGCGUUAUGUAGUCUGUAUGGAGGAGGGGUCGUAGACCACUGGGUUACUAUUGAGGGAAUAUACAGCAGUGACAGCGUGAACUAUGGAUUGGAAUGGGUGUAAUCCAAAAAAGAGAAAUGAUCAGCAAAUCAUACCUUGGAGAAGGCAAAGUAGGCCUACAACAAAUCGAUAUGUAAUUGUAAAACACCACUAGUUUUGCCUUAAACCUGAUUUGAAAAUGUUAUGAAGCAAAUAAAGUUAUUUUUAAUUAA
Messenger RNA from Salmo salar (Atlantic salmon), 3332 nucleotides. RefSeq names its product DENN domain-containing protein 2A. Lineage: Eukaryota; Metazoa; Chordata; Actinopteri; Salmoniformes; Salmonidae. Gene Ontology annotation, cellular component: actin cytoskeleton. Gene Ontology annotation, biological process: retrograde transport, endosome to Golgi. The record is from RefSeq and is a predicted model, not a curated record.